AUGUCGGAGCCUGAUCCCAUGCCAGUACUGAUAACGUAUGCAACCUCCCGUGGCUCCACAGAGGAAGUCGCCGAGCGGAUUGCUUCAAGACUACACGCUGACGGUUUCGCCGUCGACUGCCGACCCGUCGACCAUGUUUACAGCGUGGACAACUACAAGGCCGUCAUCAUAGGGAGCGCAAUUCAUCAUGCCAGAUGGUUGCUGGAUGCCGAGCGAUUCCUCGAUGUCGAGUGCAUGGGACUUCAGACGAAACCGCUCUGGUCGUUCAGCUUGGGCUCAGCCUCGGCCGGCACACCUGGUUGGAUACGCGGGAAAGUGGCGAAGAGGGAACAGAGGAGGGUCGAACGCAUGAUCAUAUCAAAGGUGCCAAAAGUCAGAGAGCAUCGCCUGUUCGCCGGAAAGGACGACGGAAGAGCCUGGUCGAGUCCUGUCCGGGGAAUGUACCGCUGCAUGGGUGGUAGGUUCGGUGAUUUUCGCGACUGGGAUGCAAUCGACAAAUGGGCAGACGCUAUCGCGAAAGAGAUGAAAGCAGAAGGCGUUUGA
Messenger RNA from Exophiala oligosperma, 543 nucleotides. RefSeq lists its product as uncharacterized. The record is from RefSeq and is a predicted model, not a curated record. Gene Ontology annotation, molecular function: FMN binding. The coding region runs from base 1 to 543 and encodes 180 amino acids. Lineage: Eukaryota; Fungi; Ascomycota; Eurotiomycetes; Chaetothyriales; Herpotrichiellaceae. The transcript has a single exon.